CUUGCCACAUCGUCUCACAGGACUUUCAGAAUCAAGCGUUUCCUGGCCAAGAAACAAAAACAGAACAACCCCAUUCCCCAGUGGAUUCGGAUGAAAACUGAUAAUAAAAUCAGGUACAACUCUAAGAGGAGGCACUGGAGAACCAGGCUAUGGUUAUAG
This is a messenger RNA of Lontra canadensis (Northern American river otter), 159 nucleotides long. RefSeq names its product 60S ribosomal protein L39-like. Gene Ontology annotation, biological process: translation. The transcript has a single exon. Lineage: Eukaryota; Metazoa; Chordata; Mammalia; Carnivora; Mustelidae. Gene Ontology annotation, molecular function: structural constituent of ribosome. The annotation marks the transcript as partial. The record is from RefSeq and is a predicted model, not a curated record. Gene Ontology annotation, cellular component: ribosome; cytosolic large ribosomal subunit.